UCCCCACCACCGCCGUGGCCCAUCAUUAGAAUUUGUGGCUCUGGGUACAUAUAUAGACGCCGGCAGGUUCCGUUGACGACGGGCACUAUAUGCUGCAUGGCCUGAACCAAGUGGGAGGCGGUGGAAAUAUUCUCUCAUCCUUGUCGAAAGAGAUGCUUUGCAUGGAAACUGAAAAGAAAGGCAUCAUGGUUGAGCUCUGAUCAAUGUUCAAUCCAUCUUGCGGCCCUGGUUCUUCAAUGCAGGUGCAAGGACGGGGGAGGACAUCCUUGUCGCCAGCAACUUGGAACUUUUAUGCUGCCUACUCUUCAACCCAACCACUUGCUUUUUCACCCCCUUUUCUUUAAACUUGUGGAUGCUGCGACCAUAACUUGGAACAAGAUUCUAGGCUUUCAAGAUCCUUGUCGGUAGACCAUGAAAACCAGGAAAGGAAAGCGUUCUGAGUUUUUUUGGCCAUCGAUUGUCAUGAGGAAGUGGCUCAACAUUAAGCCGAAGGUGUGUGAGUUCAGUGAAGAUGAGGCCGACACUGAGAGCGAAGAUGAUGACGCAAGAAACACUAGCUUGAACUCGUUCUUUGAAAUCGAGGGGAGUAAACAUGCAUACCCAACUCAAGCAUCAGGAACACAAACAAAAGGAACCUUGUCAAGACGUCAGAGAAGAAAAUCAGAAACUUUGCGUGUUCACUAUAUACGUAAAAAGGAUGUGAGGGUGAUGAUUGGAACAUGGAAUGUUGCCGGAAGGGUCCCAAUUGAGGAUCUUGAGCUUGAUGAAUGGCUAUGUACCAAAGAACCGGCUGAUGUAUAUAUUCUUGGUUUUCAAGAGGUGGUCCCUUUAAAUGCUGGGAAUGUAUUAGGACCUGAGGAUAAUAGGCCAAUUCCAAAAUGGGAGGCCAUUAUUAGAAGAACGCUAAACAAAUCUUUACAACCUAAGACAUUAUGCAAGAGUUUCAGUGCUCCUCUCUCACCGGUUUCAAGGUCUUCAGCUCCUGGUGUUGGGAGCAACAGGUCUGCUCAGCUUGCUGAUAAUGGUUCCUUCAAAGGAGAAAGUCCAAAGGAGCUAAUGAAGUUGGAGAUGGGGUUACAAUGGGACAGAGUUAAUGCUACCAAUGGUGCCAGUAAACUAGACUGGCCUGAAUGUGCACUAGAUACGCCAUCACAAGCUUUGACUUCUGGAUCAAAAUUGAGAAGAGUCUGGAGCAGCUCUCCAAGAAUUGGAUUUGAUUGGCUAGAGGAAUCUCAAAUUUGUGAGUCUCAUGAUUUAGCUGUGAAUGUUGGAUUAAAACGAGUUUACCAUAGCUCAGGGAACCUUGGAAUGCUGUGGUCAGAGCAGCAGGAGACAUCUGAUGUUCUUAAUUCAUUAAAUGAUGUUCCUGACAUGAUUUCUGAAGAGGAAGAUUCUUCCUCAGUAAACAUAACAGACAAACAUGAUGUCAAAAAUCAAGAAGAAUGUUUAAAACAUCGAGCUAGAUAUGUGCGCAUUGUCAGCAAACAGAUGGUUGGUAUUUAUAUUUCCAUUUGGGUGUGUCGAAGGCUAAGGAGACAUGUAAACAAUUUGAAGGUAUCUCAAGUUGGUGUUGGACUUAUGGGCUACAUGGGAAACAAGGGUUCGGUUUCUGUCAGCAUGUCUCUUUUCCAAACUCAGUUGUGCUUUGUGUGUUCUCAUCUGACAUCUGGCCAUAAGGUGGGGGAUCAACAUAAACGGAAUUCUGAUGUAUAUGAUAUCUUACAGCGCACUCGAUUUUCUUCUAUAUUAGAUGCUGAACAACCACAGACAAUUCCAUCACAUGACCGAAUUUUCUGGUUUGGAGACCUGAAUUAUCGUCUUAAUAUAUCGGAUGCUGAAGUAAGGGAACUUGUUGCUAUGGAAAGAUGGGAUGAACUGAUGAACUUUGAUCAGCUAAGCAAUGAGCUAAGAAAAGGGCACAUAUUUGAUGGAUGGAGAGAGGGGCAUAUUAAUUUUCCACCUACUUACAAGUAUGAGAUUAACUCAAAUAGAUAUGUUGGAGAAAAUGCUAGAGAAGGAGAGAAGAAGAGGUCCCCAGCAUGGUGCGAUCGUAUUCUUUGGUUAGGGAAGGGCAUCAGACAGUUUUCAUAUUGGAGGUCUGAGUUAAGUCUCUCAGAUCAUCGUCCUGUUAGCUCAAUCUUCUUGGUUGAAGUUGAAGUCUUUGACCAGCGAAAACUUGAAAGAGUUCUAAACUUUACUAGUGCUGGACAACAUUACACAGAAUGCUGUGAAGACAGUGGACUAAUGAUGCAACAUAGUAAUCAUUGAUACAAGGGAAAGCUUCUCCUCAGGGGCUGUCUUUUUGACAUGGGAAAGCCCUUAAUCCAUUCCAGAGCGCCUUAAACUUCAAACCUGACAAUUUUUAAUGCAUUCGAUGUGAUGUUCAUAAGACUGUUGGUCGAUACAUGUAAAGCACAUGGAGUGAAAACAGCAAGUUUCUUCUGACAGGUGUCUAGAUAUAGUUUGCACUCAAUGCUAAAUUAAUGCCAUGAAAAGGAGUACAGUUGAUCAACAUAAUAAUCAAUGAGGGGAUCAUCUAGUGAAGACAUAACUUCAGACUUCGAAGCAUUGAUCAAAAACAUCAUUCCCUUUGAGCGUGUCAAGCGUCUUCUGUAUGCAUUGUAUUUUUCUUUCUGAGGAAUGAUGAAUUUCUUGGAUUAAUAUAGAGAUAAUGAUGAGAAAUUUUCGUGUCGAGAGAUUUGACUUCUGCUCAACCUAUAUAUACAAUUGAGUGCAGGCUCCCCAGCCAAUAGUGGUUUUAAUA
Messenger RNA from Elaeis guineensis (African oil palm), 2764 nucleotides. Its product is annotated as type I inositol polyphosphate 5-phosphatase 2. Gene Ontology annotation, molecular function: inositol-polyphosphate 5-phosphatase activity; phosphatidylinositol-4,5-bisphosphate 5-phosphatase activity; phosphatidylinositol-3,4,5-trisphosphate 5-phosphatase activity. Gene Ontology annotation, biological process: phosphatidylinositol dephosphorylation. Lineage: Eukaryota; Viridiplantae; Streptophyta; Magnoliopsida; Arecales; Arecaceae. The record is from RefSeq and is a predicted model, not a curated record.